This is a messenger RNA of Desarmillaria tabescens, 945 nucleotides long. RefSeq lists its product as uncharacterized. Lineage: Eukaryota; Fungi; Basidiomycota; Agaricomycetes; Agaricales; Physalacriaceae. The record is from RefSeq and is a predicted model, not a curated record. The transcript has 4 exons. The annotation marks the transcript as partial.
UACGAUCACCACAUGCCUGAUGCCUCAGAAUGGCAUCCCCACGCCUCCAAAACAAUGUUUAUGCUGGAUUUACUGGACAAUUUGCCCAGACUACGACUCUCAGAUGAUCACCUCAAGGCUAUUCUAUGGGUAAUGAGAGAGUGUGGGACACCCAAUGUUCCAGCAUUUUCUGCUCUUCGAAAAAUGCAGUCGUCUCUGGCUCGCACAGUCAAUCUCACUCCGAAACAUCAUACUUCUUCGCUGGGCAACCACUUCUAUAUGAACCAUCCCUCUCAGCUGUUUGCAUUGGAUUGGAGUAAUCCCUUUGUUCGUAAGUAUAUUUGGCCUUAUCCUGAGAUUGGUGGUGCUAUUUGCGAGACGUGGCAAGCUGCCAAAUGGCUUGAAGAGAUUGAGCUUGAGGAGCUUUCGCCUAUGUGGGCCAAUUGGGAGUCAGUGAUAGAUAGGCAUCGUCAUUUCUAUGUUCGGGAGUUGGCACAGACAUCAGACAGCUCAUAUGUUGUCCUCUUACGAUGGGUCACUGUCGCCAGUGUGGUUCAUGUGGACAUUCUGAACGUAAAACACCAAGAUGGCAUCUUUUCUGUGUGUGCUGGUCCAUCAAAACGCAUUCUUGCCACCUGUCUUGUGCGUAUCUGUCACAGGUUCAGCAUGGGAAUGUACUCUAAUCUUCUGCCAGCCUAUUCUCAAGAUUUUUCUGCUCCCAAUCCAUUACGUGAACAGGCCAAAGGACGACCCAUGUUCCGUCUACGUGUCAUUCCUUGGAGCGACGAUGUUUCGGGCAAUGUCAGCAAGCAGUAUAAUGCUCAUACUAAUAUUUACAUGACCAAUGCAAAUCUUCCCCACUCCAAGCUCUCGCAGGAAUAUUUCAUUCGCUUCUGUUCUACUUCGUCCAAUGCAAGCUCCUCAGAGCAAUUCACUGCUCUUAAAGAAGACUUGUACGUGCCUCCC